AUGGGGAACCGGACUCAAGCCCCCCAGACAGAUUUCAUCCUGGUGGGACUCCUCACCGACAGCGGCGGACUCCCCCCCGUCCUCUCCACCCUGAUCGGCAUCACCUUCGUCGUGGCCCUGACGGGGAAUUCCACCAUGAUGGUCCUCAUCCACCUCGACCCCCAGCUCCACACCCCCAUGUACUUCCUCAUCGGACACCUGUCCCUCAUGGACGCCAUGUACAUCUGCACAACUGUGCCCAAGACGCUGGUGGACCAGUUGAGCGGGCAGAAGACCAUUUCCUUCUGGGGGUGCACGGCUCAGAUCUUCCUGUACCUGACCCUGCUGGGAGCCGAAUGCUUCCUCCUGGGCCUCAUGGCCUACGACCGCUACGCGGCCAUCGGCCACCCUCUGCGCUACCCGGUCCUCAUGAGCCAGAGGACGUGCGUUCGGAUGGCGGCGGGCUCCUGGCUCAUGGGGGUCACGGAUGGCUUCCUGGUCACCCCCAUAGCCAUGACCUUCCCCUACUGCGGGUCAAGAGUCAUCGACAGCUUCUUCUGCGAAGUGCCCGCCCUGCUGAAGCUGUCCUGCGUCGACACUUCGGUCUACGAGUCGGUGAUGUACGCCUGCUGCGUCUUGAUGCUCUUGGUGCCCUUCUCCCUCAUCGCCUUCUCCUACGGCCGGAUCGCCGCCGUGGUGCUGGGCAUGCGCUCGGCUCAAGCCCGGAGGAAGGCCUUCGCCACCUGCUCUUCGCACCUGAUCGUGGUCGGCCUCUUCUUCGGGGCGGCCAUCUUCACCUACAUGCUCCCCAAUUCCUACCACACUCCCGGGCAGGAUAGGGUGGUGUCCGUCUUCUACACCAUCCUCACGCCGGCGCUAAACCCUCUGAUCUACAGCCUCCGCAAUAAGCAAGUGACGGGGGCCCUUCGGAAGGUGCUGGGGAGUUGCGCUUCUAUACAGAGAACGUGA
Tachyglossus aculeatus (Australian echidna) is the source of this 948-nucleotide messenger RNA. RefSeq names its product olfactory receptor 2T2-like. Gene Ontology annotation, biological process: G protein-coupled receptor signaling pathway. The record is from RefSeq and is a predicted model, not a curated record. The transcript has a single exon. NCBI's taxonomy places the organism in Eukaryota, Metazoa, Chordata, Mammalia, Monotremata, Tachyglossidae. Gene Ontology annotation, cellular component: membrane. Gene Ontology annotation, molecular function: olfactory receptor activity; G protein-coupled receptor activity. Bases 1 to 948 code for a protein of 315 amino acids.